This is a messenger RNA of Hyalella azteca, 3352 nucleotides long. Its product is annotated as probable E3 ubiquitin-protein ligase HERC1. The transcript is spliced from 9 exons. The coding region runs from base 11 to 3352 and encodes 1113 amino acids. Gene Ontology annotation, cellular component: SCF ubiquitin ligase complex. Gene Ontology annotation, molecular function: protein binding. NCBI's taxonomy places the organism in Eukaryota, Metazoa, Arthropoda, Malacostraca, Amphipoda, Hyalellidae. Gene Ontology annotation, biological process: proteasome-mediated ubiquitin-dependent protein catabolic process. The record is from RefSeq and is a predicted model, not a curated record.
GAGUGAAGUAAUGUCGGCCGUCACGUCUCGCUGUUCCCUUAUCGUCAACUUCAUCGUUGAGAACAUCUUUCCUUCGUCGGAAUCAGACCUCCUAAAACCUGGCAACCGCGAGGUCUCGGCCACUGCUGCAGCAGACCCUGAUCAGGAAUACGUAGUCCCUGGAUCUGCAUCAUUGAUGGCUAUUGUGAACGCCCUUGCACUGCAACAUUCCAAAGCAAUGUCACGACUGGAAGCGAUGCAGUUGAUGCUGGCGCUGCUCACGUCUGAUGGCAAGUCUUCUCAGUCCUUCAUUCUCACCGACGAUGACAGUAGAUCUGCUACAAAUUAUUUCAAAGAACCCAGUCAUCCCAAUAAUGCAUCUUUCAAUGAAACUUCCAGCCAUUCUGACAUCGAAAUUAAACGUACUGGUGAAAACUCGAGCGUAUCUUUCAGUUCUUCAAGCCAAAACACCAACACAACAGCUGCCUUAUUCGAAAACAAUACAACGACUGAAGUUACUUCAUUGUCUGCUGAAACUUUAUUUCUAAUUCCUCCUGGAAGCAAAUCUUCUGAAACUCGUAAUUUACUGAAAACAGAAAACGACUCGAAUUCUGAUGAAGCUGAUCCACGUGAACAUGUGACUGAUGAGGGACGCUCUACGGCACAAACAAGAGCUUCAGAAUUGUUCUGUGGGGGACUCCUGCCAUCUGUGAGAGGUGAUGGUGGUACCGGGUGGUGGUCGUGGGCCGUGAGCCACUACCUGGAGGGGGUGGAGUGCAGCAGCGUCGUGACACAGCGCGCCAUCAGACGCUGUGUGCACGACAUCUACCAGCACCUCGUCAGGUCCCUGCUGCUGCAGCAACAUCAAAAAGAGCUUGGCGAGCGGCUGUCUCUGUUGACUGUGUUCGCACUGAGCGUGCGCUUCGAGUGGCCAGACCUAAGUCUGGUGGUCUCGAGUGGUCUGCUCGAGGUCUUAGCGAGACUUGCAGCCCCUGGCAGUGGUCUGCUCGAGACCAUGGCGAGACUUGCAGCCCCAGGAGACCACCUGCCCUCUGUUGCAGACCUGCUAGAUGCCUCUUCUGCUGCGUGCGAAGCAAGCUACGCUGCUGGUGGGGGCGACGCGUUCGAACUGUGCGGUGCCUCCCGUACGGCCUCCUCCCACCAGCCUCCCCCAUCCCCCCUCCACCUGCUGCCCUUCGCCUCACAUGUCCUCUUCCAGAUCAUCACCAUCCUUGUGGGCCACCACGCCGAGAACCUGGACAGCGACGUACGGUCACGUGUGGUCAGUUUACUGUACAAGCAAGUCGAGCGGCAGACUGACUGCAUUAUUGCCCUCAACGAAGCUAUACAUCGACGUCUCUUGAACCAAGAAACUGGUAUGCAAACUACCAUUGGGAUGCCAAAUACCAGUGAUAGUGAUGGUGAUGCUGGAAACAGUGACAGUGAAGAGGGCUUGUCACCUCAUGGUGACAUGCCACCACAUCCAGACAGUGACGGCAGUGAAGAAGUGCCGAAUGUAACUGAUAAAAGUGAUGAAAAUCAGGGUAAUGGCAGCAGCAGGCGACGACUUAUGCUGAAAUUACCACGUCUUAAACUUGACGCUGAUAGCGAAGUGACCAUCGAUGAUGAAGUAGAGCAAAUAAUGCAGGUUAAGCUGCUCGAAGUCACCCUCGGGAAUCUUCUUGUAUUUAUCAGAAGGCUUUUCCCCAACAAGAAAUUGUGCGAUGAAAUCGGUCAGGAGAAAUGGGUGCAUUUGUUGCUCAAGAUAACAGGUGCAAGCGCUGACACUCAUCUUCCUAAUAUAUCCAGUCUACGCACCCGCUUGCUUGCCUUCACUCUUUUGAGUGUCAUUCUUCCCAGUGCUAAACUUGACCCAGUUUUUAAAGAUCAGAUCGUCAGAAAACUCUUCACUCAACUAGGACUCUACAUGUGGGUUAUAGCUCCCGCUCAAGCGCACCUGCAAGCAACCAAACUUAUGGAGAAACUUAAUAAGCACAAGAAAAUUCUGUCCAGCCCCAAUCUUAUUUAUGAUGAUACGAGACCUGACUCGCCAGAAGAUAAUUUACUGGUUCAAGAAGUAGGUUUUGAUCCUGAGAAACUUCUUUGCUGUUCCGUUGAAGGAGGUCACACGCUAGUGCACGGUCCUGGAGGCCGAGGAUACGGUCUUGGAUCAACGCCAAUAACUUCGGGCUGCUUCCAGUGGAAAUUUCUAAUCGUCAAAGAAAGUCGUGGCUACGAAGGAACUUGCAUUGGCGUGUCGAAAUUCCCAGUACGUGACUACAGUCAUCGUACCACUUCAGACAUGUGGCUUUAUCGUGCGUAUUCCGGUAACUUGUACCACAAUGGAGAACUGAGUCGCACUUUGCCAGGCUUCACGCAAGGCGACUAUAUCACUGUCGUCCUGGACAUGGAAGCUCGUACGCUGAGCUUCGGCAAAAAUGGCGAUGAACCAGAAGUCGCUUUCGAGAACAUUGAUGCUCCUGAACUGUACCCGUGCGUUCUUUUCUAUUCCACUAACCCUGGCGAGAAAGUGAAAAUGGUCGACAUGCAAAUGCGCGGUUCACCUAAAGAUCUUGAUGUUGGAGAACCGUAUUGUGCUCCUCAAGCUGCCGUCAUGUGCGAAGCUCACGUAACUUUAUUGCGUGAGCUGCAUAAUAAUUCUAACUGGACCAAGCACGUUAAUGAAAGCAUAAUCGAACGACUACGUGCUACCGAGAAAAUAUUCCCAGCAAAUGUUGCUCAAACAGACCCAUUCAUUACCCAAGAUGCAAUCAAAGACGAGACGGAUGAAUCUAAUAGUGUGGAGAACCUCAUCAAAGAAAACCAAUCUCCUCAAGACGUUCCUCGCAUUUCUACUCCUUCACGUCAGACGAGUCUGAGUGACCGAGCGUCUUCUGAAAAGUCGGACGAGGAAAGCGAUUCAUCGGGACCCGAUCAUCGCUAUGGCCCACAAGACGAAGACAGCUGCAGCAGCGUCCAAAGCAACGAGUCCGAGAGAUCAAACUCAUCGUGCGCUCAAAAUGCUGGCCGUUUUGCCAGCACUCAAAAUUUUGGCGACUGUGGCAGCGGCUCUGAAUCCCGUACUGCUCAAACGGAGCCUCGUCGGAGACGCAAGUCUCGAUCCAAAAGCUCUUCUUCCAACAUCUCGAAAAAGUGUCGUGCGGGGUCGGAGGACUGGUCGUGUCUGGACCAGCUGUGUCGUGACGUGUGGCCCGCCCUCGCCGUGAUAGGCGGGGUGGACGGCGGCCUGAGGGUCGGAGGACAGUGUGUGGUCGGCGGUCCCAGCGGCCGUCGUGCCAUGGUGCUCGGCAUGCUCAAACCUGGACAAACUUCCAUUAAGGUUCAGUGGUGCGAUAAGUGCGACGAUAUCUAA